Rhincodon typus (whale shark) is the source of this 731-nucleotide messenger RNA. RefSeq names its product actin-related protein 5-like. NCBI's taxonomy places the organism in Eukaryota, Metazoa, Chordata, Chondrichthyes, Orectolobiformes, Rhincodontidae. The transcript is spliced from 4 exons. Bases 36 to 590 code for a protein of 184 amino acids. Gene Ontology annotation, biological process: regulation of DNA-templated transcription. The record is from RefSeq and is a predicted model, not a curated record. Gene Ontology annotation, cellular component: Ino80 complex; cytoplasm.
CUGAUCUGGAUCAAGUGCUAAGUUGUGAUCAAUCAAUGGACGAGUUGGAAGGAGUGAAUGAGCUGGACCAGCUUUUCCCUGAAUAUCAGAAUGACUUUGGAAAACAAACCAACGUAGUUCAGCCAAUUGGACAGAUGUUCAAUCUAGCUGAAUACCAUCAGCUGCACCUGGGCAGUGAGCGAAUCAGAGUUCCUGAGAUUCUAUUUCAACCAUCGUUGAUUGGCGAAGAGCAGGCUGGUAUUGCAGAAACCCUGCAAUAUGUCCUGGACAGAUAUCCUAAGGAGCAGCAGGAUGAACUUGUACAAAAUGUAUUCCUCACUGGCGGCAAUGUCCUAUAUCCUGGGAUGAAGACCCGGAUGGAGAGGGAGCUACUUGCCAUGAGACCAUUUCGAUCCUCUUUCCAGAUAACGAUGGCUGCCGAUCCUGUUCUGGACAGCUGGUUAGGUGCACGGGAUUGGGCUGUUGAGUAUAAGGAUCAAACUGAGGGCUGGAUAACUUUGGCUGACUAUGAAGAGAAGGGAGGAGAGUACUUAAGUGAACACGUUGCUUCCAAUGUUUACGUGCCAAUGAGCCUUACGAAACCAACUUAAGAGUGCUGAUAUGUGAAUGGAUUCCAGGAUAUGUUUAGCUCAUGACAUUUCUUUUGUCAUAAAAAAAGCCUUUAUUGAUCAAAGGAUUGAAACUUUUAAGUACAUUGGAGACUGUACAAAAUAAAUACUUUUUGUAACAAU